CAAUCUAGCCAACUAGCCAGCUUCGUUUCAUCCCGCUUUUAUUGCAAAACGUCACACACAGCACGGGUGGAGAAAUUGAAAAGAUACGAGAGAAGAUAAAAACUUAAAGAAAAUGGAAGCAAAAGGGCGAGUUGCCCUAAUAACAGGAGCUGCAUCCGGCAUAGGUAAAGCGUAUGCCAUCGAACUGUUGAAUCAAGGUGCCAAGGUGGCUAUAUGUGAUAUAAAUACUGAAGAAGGAGAGAAACUGGUAGAAACAUUAUCCGAAAAAUAUGGUAAAGGUCGUGUAAUCUUUUCGCAGUGCGAUGUCACGGAUUAUCUGCAAUUCGAAGAAUCGUUUCAGACAACGAUCACGGAAUUCGGUCAUAUUGAUAUCGUUAUCAACAAUGCUGGUAUCAUGAAUGACCGAUUUUGGGAGCUUGAAGUAGACAUUAAUCUUAAUGGAGUAAUACGCGGUACUUUGCUUGCUCAACGAUUUAUGGGCACCGAUAGGGGUGGUCAGGGUGGUGUCGUCAUCAAUACUGGCAGCAAUGUCAGCAUUAACCCUUACGUCAGCGUACCAAUUUAUUCUGCAACAAAAGCAGCUCUUGUCAGCUUCACCAGAGCUUUUGGGGAUCAAUAUCAUGUAGAUUUAACUGGCGUUAAGGUGAUGGCACUUUGUCCGGGUGCUACAGAUACUAAAUUGGUACGUGAUGUGAAUAGAAAACUUCUUUUGGCUCGAUAUGAGGACGCCUGGCAAAAAGACAUGGUUUCAUCAAUUCCUCAAAGGGUGGAACACGUAGCGAAGGCGUUGAUACACGUGCUCAGCACCGGCAAGAGCGGAAGCGUGUGGAUGGUGGAGAAGGACCAACCGCCGCACGAAAUCAGUUUUUCAAAAUUCGAAAUUUGCGUUAUCUCUCGAAAGUAUAUUGAACACAACAUAUUUUUGAUGGAGAUUCAAGGGAAAACCGUGCUUAUCACCGGUGGAGCCAACGGCAUCGGCUAUUGCACCGCCCGAGAAUUACUUCGAAGCGGAGUGAAGGCCGUUGCAAUCAUAGAUUUGCCCGAUUCGAACGGUGAAAAUGCAGUUACGGAAUUGGAGAAGGAAUUCGGUGCGAAUCAUGCUAUUUUUCUUAUUGGAGAUGUAGCGAAUGCUGAAGAAUUGACAGCUUGUUUCAAAAAAGCAAUAGAGUCAUUCGGCACACUAGACAUUGUUAUCAAUAAUGCUGGUAUCAUGAAUGACGCGGAAUGGGAACCAAUGGUUGAUGUUAAUUACAAAGGAGUUGUACGUGGCACGAUAUUGGGCUUGAAUCACAUGGGAAAGCAUAAGGGAGGGAAAGGUGGUACUAUCGUCAAUAUGUCCUCUAUAAUCGGCCUGCAAGGCAAUCCGAUUGCUCCAAUUUAUGCUGGGAUAAGUUUUGCCAUUGUUGGAUUUACCUCAUCGUUAUUGACUUUCUACGAGAAAACAGGCGUACGUGUAUUAUUAAUAUGCCCUGGUCUUACAACUACUGGCUUGGCCUCGAAGUUUAUGUCAAGCAAGAUCUAUGCGAUGGACUUACUUGACGACGAGAUCGCUGCCAAAGAGAUGACGACAAUGGAGAGUCAAUCAUCCGAGCACGUGGCAACUGCUAUUGUGGAAUUGAUUGAAAAAGGAGAAAACGGCGCGGUCUUUGUCAGCGAAAACAAUCAACCUACUUACGCCGUACAAUUACCAAUUUACACUGAUUUGAAGAUUUCGGUGUAAAAUCUGCAGUUUGCAAUGGCGAAUUAUCCUUGUUACAGAGAUACCAAUACUGUGUCUCAAUACUUCCAUGAUUUAAAAAUAAAUACAUUAUUCAAACAACAAUUCUAAAAAUAGAUUUUAUAGUUUUACAGCGCGGCAUGAAAUCUCAGACCAUCAAAAUUUUUCUUACGAUGCAUUAUGUUCAAAUAUUAAAUUCAUUUAUUAUUUAUCCUC
This is a messenger RNA of Trachymyrmex septentrionalis, 1933 nucleotides long. RefSeq names its product peroxisomal hydratase-dehydrogenase-epimerase-like. The coding region runs from base 113 to 1720 and encodes 535 amino acids. The record is from RefSeq and is a predicted model, not a curated record. Gene Ontology annotation, molecular function: oxidoreductase activity, acting on the CH-OH group of donors, NAD or NADP as acceptor. NCBI's taxonomy places the organism in Eukaryota, Metazoa, Arthropoda, Insecta, Hymenoptera, Formicidae. The transcript has 13 exons. Gene Ontology annotation, cellular component: cytoplasm.